Caenorhabditis remanei is the source of this 1167-nucleotide messenger RNA. RefSeq lists its product as uncharacterized. The coding region runs from base 1 to 1167 and encodes 388 amino acids. The transcript is spliced from 5 exons. The record is from RefSeq and is a predicted model, not a curated record. NCBI's taxonomy places the organism in Eukaryota, Metazoa, Nematoda, Chromadorea, Rhabditida, Rhabditidae.
AUGAUGGAAAACAAACUGAAACAACUUCGUCGUCUCGUGGAGAACUCAUUUCCAAAUGUCGCCAAUUUUCACGAGAUGGUCUCCGUUGAAUUCGAAAAGUUAGAAAAUGCAAAGAGUUUCUGGUCGGAAAUCUACGUGGCACGUCUGAAAGUCAACGAGGGAGUGAAGGGGGUUCCAGGAGAUGUUUUUAUCAAGGUUCCCCGAAUCAGUGAAAACGUGUUGAGAUGUGAAGACGAGGAGGCUGUUGAUGAGCUUCAGAAUGUUCUCGUGUACUACUCAAAGAAAGAGAACCUAUUCUACAAGCACUUUGCCUACGGGACCAUCCCCAAUUUCCCGUUCCCAAAAGUGUAUUUCACUGAAGACGUGGCUGGAGAAGCGACUGGCGGGAUUGUUGCCGAGAAUCUCAGUGAGAAAGUGUUUGCAGUGGAACAUAUUCCCGGUCUCAACCAUGAACAGAUUCUCCGUUUGAUGGAGGCGUUGGCUGGAUUCCAUAGUCAUUUAAUGAAAAGAGAAGACAAAAGUUAUGUGGAGAGUUUUGAGGAAGGAGCACACGGAAGAGAGACGUACGCGCCGGGAAUGCAAAAUAUGAUGUUCGAAGAAGCGCUCACAUUGGAAUCCGUCAACCCGGAAGUUUUCGGAAACGGACGAAUUCAGAAUAUCAAAUGGGCAUUCGACUAUUCGAAUAAGACGAAAGCGACGAAAGAAGCGAUUUCAGCUAUUCCUGGAAUCAUCUGCCACGCGGAUAUGAAUGUAACGAAUAUGUUGUGGAAGAAGGAUAGUCCGAAUAAUGAGAUCGGAGCCAUUAUUGAUUAUCAGAUGCUCUUUAUCGGAUCCAUUGCAUUUGAUAUUAUCCGGAUUUUGACAUUAGGAAUGACAAGAGAACUCAGAAGAGAGAAAACUGAAAGCUAUCUCGAGUAUUACCAUAAAACUCUCGCAGAGUUCUUCGAUGGGCAAGCUCCGUUCUCGAUGGAAGAGCUUCACCGCCAAUACAACUUGAUAUACCCGUUUGCUUCCAACUUCACACUCUUCGGAAUCGCGUUGUAUAUCAAGAUGUAUUCCGAUGGAACACUUGGAAACAUUGAGAAAAAGGAGGAGAAUUGUGAGGAAUUGGUGGAUAGAGCGAGAGGGAUUGUGGAGGAUAUUGAGGCGUUGAAGGCGAAUUUUUGA